AUAAUAAACCGGUCAACAAGGACCAAAACAACAACAUUCGACAUUCAAGGCAAAGAAAUUUGUUCUCAAAAUAGAUUCAAGUUUGAAAUUAUCAUAUUGUUAAAUAUAUCAUGAAAGCAAUAAUUCAACGAGUAACAACAGCCAAAGUAACUGUUGGUGAAGAACUAGUCAGCUCAAUCGGAAAGGGUCUUUGCGUGUUGGUUGGAAUCUCAAGCGACGACAAUGCCAACGAUGUCGACUGGCUAGCGAAAAAACUGCUCAACAUCCGCCUAUUCGAGGACCCCGCCGGAAAAAGGUGGUCCCAGAGUGUGCUCGAUCAACAGCUGGAAAUCCUCUGCGUUAGCCAGUUCACCCUGUACAACAAGAUGAAGGGUAACAAGCCGGAUUUCAGCAGGGCGAUGCAGGGACCGGAUGCCCAAAGUUUAUAUCAAACACUGCUCCAGAAAUUGGGGUCCCAGUAUCGUCCGGAUAUGAUUAAGGACGGUCGGUUUGGCGCGAUGAUGCAGGUUCACAUCCAAAACGAUGGUCCGGUUACUAUUGAGCUGGAGUCACCGGUUCAGAGCCAGCAGGAUCUGGAUAAACUGAAGCGGGCCAACGAACAUAAGGCGAAAAGUAAACAGGGACAGGGAGAAAGCCCCUUAAGUUAGGCUGUGACUUAGUUUUUGGAUUUCGGAUGAACAAAAAUCCCUGAGCCGGAACGCUUAUUAAAUUAAAAUUUAUUAUUACAAAUGAAAAAAAAGAAGUGUUUGU
Messenger RNA from Uranotaenia lowii, 750 nucleotides. RefSeq names its product D-aminoacyl-tRNA deacylase-like. Gene Ontology annotation, cellular component: cytoplasm. The record is from RefSeq and is a predicted model, not a curated record. The transcript is spliced from 3 exons. Lineage: Eukaryota; Metazoa; Arthropoda; Insecta; Diptera; Culicidae. Gene Ontology annotation, molecular function: D-tyrosyl-tRNA(Tyr) deacylase activity. Gene Ontology annotation, biological process: tRNA metabolic process. The coding region runs from base 111 to 647 and encodes 178 amino acids.